This is a messenger RNA of Trachymyrmex septentrionalis, 1580 nucleotides long. It is a transcript of the gene UQCR-C1, whose product is annotated as mitochondrial-processing peptidase subunit beta. NCBI's taxonomy places the organism in Eukaryota, Metazoa, Arthropoda, Insecta, Hymenoptera, Formicidae. The transcript has 7 exons. Gene Ontology annotation, cellular component: mitochondrion. The coding region runs from base 1 to 1434 and encodes 477 amino acids. Gene Ontology annotation, molecular function: metalloendopeptidase activity; metal ion binding. The record is from RefSeq and is a predicted model, not a curated record.
AUGGCUACUCGUUUGCUGAAGAUUAGAAGCGUUCUUCGCACAUAUUCCAGUAAAACCAGCUUUGUAAAGAUAUCAAAACAAUGGCAGUCAACUGCUGCUUCUCUGAAAGAAACACUUAUCAAUCAACCAGCUACGAGAGUUACGACUUUGGAUAGCGGAAUGAGAGUUGCCAGUGAAGAUAGUGGAGCUGCAACAGCCACUGUUGGUCUUUGGAUAGAUUCUGGCAGUCGAUAUGAGACAGAUGACAACAACGGUGUUGCUCAUUUUAUGGAGCACAUGGCUUUCAAGGGUACUGCUAAACGAUCUCAAACUGAUUUGGAAUUAGAAAUAGAGAAUAUGGGAGCACAUCUGAAUGCUUACACAAGUCGAGAACAAACAGUAUUUUAUGCAAAAUGCUUGUCACAGGAUGUACCAAAAGCUAUUGAGAUUCUCAGCGAUAUUAUACAAAAUUCGAAGCUAGGUGAAAAUGAAAUUGAAAGGGAACGUGGCGUUAUCUUGCGCGAAAUGCAGGAAGUUGAAACGAAUUUACAAGAAGUUGUAUUUGAUCAUUUGCAUGCCGCUGCGUAUCAAGGUACAGCUUUAGGACGGACAAUACUGGGGCCUACUAAAAAUAUCAAAUGCAUUUCGCGAGAUGAUCUUGUUGAAUACGUGAAAACUCAUUAUGGACCAUCUAGAUUUGUAUUGGCUGGCGCUGGCGGUGUAGAUCACAAUCAAUUAAUCGAGCUUGCCGAUAAGUAUUUCGGCAAAAUGACAGAACCGGAAUAUGAUGUUAUACCAGAUUAUAUUAAAGCUUGUCGCUAUACUGGUUCUGAUAUAAGAGUUCGUGAUGAUUCGAUUCCUCUCGCCCAUAUUGCGAUCGCAGUUGAAGGUGCUGGAUGGGCUGAGGCAGACAACAUUCCUCUUAUGGUCGCGAAUACUCUUAUAGGAGGAUGGGAUCGUAGUCAAGGAGGAGGCGUAAAUAAUGCAAGCAAUUUAGCUAAAGCUUGUGCAGAACAAGGCUUGUGCCACAGUUAUCAGAGUUUUAACACAUGUUACAAAGAUACAGGACUUUGGGGUAUAUAUUUCGUUUGUGAUCCCAUGAAAUGUGAAGAUAUGUUAUUUUGUAUUCAACAAGAAUGGAUGAAACUGUGCACGGCAGUUACUGAAAAAGAUGUUGCACGUGCAAAGAAUAUUCUGAAAACAAACAUGUUUUUACAGUUGGAUGGAACUACUGCCAUUUGUGAAGAUAUUGGCCGACAGAUGCUUUGUUAUAAUCGCCGUAUUCCACUCCAUGAACUCGAAAUGAGGAUAGAUAGCGUAACUGCUGAAACUAUUCAAAAUGUUGGUAUGAAAUACAUUUUCGAUCACUGUCCAGUAGUCGCAGCAGUUGGUCCUGUUGAAAAUUUACCAGAUUAUAAUAAUAUUCGUGCAGCUAUGUAUUGGUUAAGAGUGUAACUAUUUUUAAGCAUCAGUUAGUGAAAUUUUAAUAUUAAUUAGAAAUAAAAUGAAACUACGAUAUGCAUAUAUGUGCUUCUGAUAAAAUAUCCGUGCGAAUUGAUAAAUAUUAAUAAAUAUAAUUUCUAAUCGAAUAUAAAACUUGU